UAAGUUUAUUCCCAAAUAAUUUUUGUGCUACAUCCUCAAAAGAAGAAUAGAGAGCGUCUUGUGUCCCUGAUGAUGUAAUGGCUCUAACUGCUGAUUGGAGCAUUGGGCUGCUCAGGAUAGGAUAAAAGGAAUUGGCCGGUUUGACAAGCGGGAUAUCUUCUUCCUCUUCAUCCUCACCUUUGAUCCAUCAAGAAGGCCAAGAGAGAGCAAGGAGUAGAGCCAUUGAACACCCAAGGGUGUUAUGCGAAAUGGGUAAAGGAUGACCAACGUAACCGCCAUCCCUUUUUUUGACUUAACAGGACUGAGUCACAUGAGGCAGAAGCUCCGAGUUGUUUUGUUCUCUGUCACUUUGCUGUGCUACUGCGUGAUUUUGCUGGUCAAUGGCGUUCUUAUUGUCACCAUCAUUCGUGAGAAAAAACUCCACAAACCCAUGUACUUUUUCCUGUGCAAUCUAUGCAUUAAUAGUCUUUAUGGGACGGCUGCUUUUUACCCCAAAUUCCUGUAUGAUUUAUUGUCUAAUAACCACAUGAUAUCUUAUGUUGGUUGUCUUCUGCAGGUUUUUGUUAUUUAUUCCUACGCAGCGACAGAUUUUAGCAUUUUAGCGGUGAUGGCUUAUGACCGAUAUGUGGCCAUAUGUCGACCGCUGGAGUAUCACUCCAUCAUGACUAAAUGCAGGGUGGUGAUGUUGGUGGCCUUCUCCAGACUUGUACCCUUGUUCAGCCAGGGCACGGUGUUGAUAAUGACCUCCAGACUCAAACUGUGUGGUUCCUACAUCCACAAACUGUACUGCGAGAACUGGGCCAUCCUGAAACUGUCCUGCAAUUCCAUAACAACUAACAAUAUUGUCGGUUUCAUUUUUAUAUUAUUUUACUUUGGACAUGAUAUUUUCAUUAUUGUUUCCUAUGUCCAGGUGAUUAAAUUAGCUUUUCGGUCCAAAGAUGGGAAGAAGAAGUUCACUCAGACUUGUGUGCCACAUCUGCUGUGUUUGCUGAACGUGUCGGUGGCUUUGCUCUUUGACCUGAUGUACGCACGAUACGGAACCGAAUCCAUGACUCAGAGUGUUAGGAACUUCAUGGCCAUCCAGUUUCUCAUGAUUCCACCUUUACUCAACCCCAUUAUUUAUGGCCUGAAACUGACAAACGUCCGUAAUAAUAUUUUUAAAUAUUUCACAAGGAAAAGAAUGCUUUAA
This is a messenger RNA of Doryrhamphus excisus (bluestripe pipefish), 1189 nucleotides long. Its product is annotated as olfactory receptor 1D2-like. The record is from RefSeq and is a predicted model, not a curated record. Gene Ontology annotation, molecular function: olfactory receptor activity; odorant binding; G protein-coupled receptor activity. Gene Ontology annotation, biological process: detection of chemical stimulus involved in sensory perception of smell; G protein-coupled receptor signaling pathway. Gene Ontology annotation, cellular component: membrane. Lineage: Eukaryota; Metazoa; Chordata; Actinopteri; Syngnathiformes; Syngnathidae.